AUGGAUUUGAAAGAAUCGCUGCACUUGAUGAUGCAAGAAAACGUCGCAAACGCGACGUGCCAAGCGGCAACCGCACAGGAGCGUGGGUCUGUCAGCUUCGUUCACGGGAUGUCUGCCAAGAAUUGGACUGUGGGUCUUCAAGUGUCACAUGAAGACCCAUCUAUGACGCAAUCCGUCGUACCAACAAAGCAGUCUAUAUGUUUGAAGUUACAACAACUUUGGAGGUUUGCUCUUCAGUGGAGUGUUCCUAGGAGGUUGACGGUGUUCGAAAAUCACGAGGAAAAAUGUUUGGCGUUUUUCAAAAAAAUAGUUCUAAAUUUUGAUGGGCAAGCGGUUGGCGGCGCGGUAAUGAAGGUCAUCUGA
Molecule: messenger RNA, 363 nt
Organism: Helobdella robusta
Lineage: Eukaryota; Metazoa; Annelida; Clitellata; Rhynchobdellida; Glossiphoniidae
Exons: 3
Coding region: 1-363 (120 amino acids)
Source: RefSeq, a predicted model, not a curated record